UUCUACAGUCUGACAACGAAUUUUUACUAGCCGAUUGUGAUGAUGCAAAAUGGAAUAAAUAUAUUAUGCAUGACGUUUUAUCCGAUUUACACGUUAAAUUAAUUGAAUAUAUUGUGGAGCUUGAAGAAGCUCGGUACAAAGAGACAAAAAAGAAAACAGAUUUUAUAUCACAUACCAUGAAUAAUCUUUGGCCCAUUCCUGCUAGGGAAAAUUCGAUCAUGGCAUACAAAAGCUAUGGAUUAAACGUUAUUAGAAAAUUAGGCCUUAAAAGCAAAAUCUUCUGGACCGGAGUUAAUCAAGGUCAAUUUAUUUCAUUAAAAGAUGCUAGAAUUUUUGAGAAAGAGAAAGCAAUAAUUGUAGAUAUGUUGGUUAAAUCAGGAAUUUCAGCUGUGAAACUUGAUAAAGAUAAAAUUGAACAACUUGAUGAAAUUAAAUCCAUGAACAAUCCAAGAUUUCCUUAUGAACCUAUAAACGGAAAAUUAAUUUGUAAUGAAUUACAAAUGAGGAAAUUUAAGUUGCCUUCUUUUAAUACCGACGAUUCAUUAUUCCAAUUACUUGAUUUUAUUCUUCAAGAUAAAAGUUCUUUUAAAAAUCUUGCCGGAUUACCAUUAGUUCCAUUGAAUGACGGAUCAGUCGGUAAAUUUGGUGAAGUUUAUUAUAUCGGGAAAGACAAACAUUUAAAAUUGUUCCCAAAAAGUGGAACAUCAAAAUUUAUCUCCAUCGAAUUACCGGAGAAUCUAAAGAAAAUUUUUAAUGAUGAUGAAUUUAUUUCAUGUACAAAUAUCAAAAAGUUUGAUGCCUCGGUUGUUGUAGAUCUCUUAAUGGAUGAAUUACAGCUCGUAAAAGAACUUGAGUGGGAUCCCGAUGGAGAAUCUAUCCCGAAUAAGAUUUGGCUUGAUAAAAUCUGGUCAAUAUUGAACAAAUCAGCGGAAAAAUUAGAUUUCAAUGAACUUUCUAGAUAUCCUCUUUUACCGAUGGUUAACCCUUCCAAUAUGCUUAUUCGCCUUGACAUGGAUGAUCCACUUUUACACAUUCCUGAGAAUGGACAUGUUUUAUAUCCAACAUUAGUAAAACUAGAAGUGCGUUUUACUAACAUGUCAUUUCAUGAAAAUGCUCACGAAAACCUUCAAAAAUGUGUCGAAAAAUACACUCCUAUAAACAUAAUUAAUGCUUUGAAGAGAGCAUGUGCUUCUUCAUUUUCGGAUAUGGAACAAUUGUUUUAUAAGAAUGAUCUGGAAGAUGUGGACUAUGAAAAGCUUAGAGCAUUUAUUAAAGCGGAAAUUGAUACCUUGAUCGAGCAUGGACAAAAAGAUCGAAGUUUUAUGGAUACUUUAAAAUCUUUACCCAUAUGGCCAAUGCAUUCUUCCGAAAAUAGGUUCAAUGAUGCCAUAUCUGGAAAUCUUCUUACUUACAAGCUUCCAUUUUUUUCCUUUAAUCAAGAUACAAAUUUCUAUAGAUGUAAUAACGAGUCGGAUUUCAAUGUACUUACUAAAUUGGGUGCCAAUCCUGUAGAUGAAUUAGAAUACAUUAGACAUUAUAUAGUACCAGUACUCACUACACAAUUUCCAGAACCUUCCGAAGAAUAUAUUAAUUUCUUGCAGAGUGUUUUAUCUUUAAGAAAUCGUGAAAUUGAACAAUGUCUUAGAUUGUAUCAAGCAGUACCAAACCAACCAGGCACUGAACAGUCAGUUUCUUCUUUAAAUUACAAAACAAUCCUGCUUGUUUAGAAGCUCUAGGAAGAAUGGGUCUUAAACGUGAAGUAGAUUAU
This is a messenger RNA of Rhizophagus irregularis DAOM 181602=DAOM 197198, 1768 nucleotides long. Lineage: Eukaryota; Fungi; Glomeromycota; Glomeromycetes; Glomerales; Glomeraceae. The record is from RefSeq and is a predicted model, not a curated record.